Molecule: messenger RNA, 1114 nt
Organism: Morone saxatilis (striped sea-bass)
Lineage: Eukaryota; Metazoa; Chordata; Actinopteri; Moronidae
Product: intestinal mucin-like protein
Exons: 4
Coding region: 1-909 (302 amino acids)
Cellular component (GO): extracellular matrix
Source: RefSeq, a predicted model, not a curated record
AUGGUGUACAAUGUCACUGAUGGUUUAGGGUGGUGUUACGUUGCAUAUUGCAAUGCAUCUUGUAAAGUUGAGGUACACUCUAGUUCAUGUCCCACAACACCGAUACCCAGCACAACAGCAAGUUCUACCACUGCAGUGCUCAGCACCACUACAAAGCCUACAGUUUCAACCUCAGUUCCUCCUAUCACACCUACUUCUACAUCUACUUCCACUCCAUCAACAACCCCAACUCCGGACUGCAGUGAUGUGAAUCCACCAAGGAAGAAUGGAGAGUCCUGGAAGACGGACAACUGCACCACUGCAACUUGCAUCAAUGGCACUGUCACGAUAUCAACUUGUCCCCCAGUACAGCAACCCAUCUGUGCCAAUGGACGCCAAGUUGUCGAGGUCUACGAUGAUGACGGAUGCUGCCCUCACUAUGACUGUCAAUGUGUGUGCAGUGGAAUCGGUGGAUCACACACAACAUUUGAUGGAAAAACAUACAGUUUCAGCAAGAACUGCUCUUACUACCUGGUCAAAGAGAUUAUUACUAAAUACAACCUGACUAUCAUAGUAAACUACAAUGACUGUGAUUCUUCAGACACAUUCUGCUCCCAGGCCCUCAUUGUCAUAUACAAAUCCUACAUGAUAGUUCUGACUCAGUUGAUGAUUUCGGGAAAAGCAACUAAUGUGGUAUAUGUGAAUCAAAAACAGAUCUAUCCCGCCUACAGCAAUUCUGACCUGCGCCUCACCAGCACAGAUAUGUUGAUCAGAUUGGAGAUACCAGAGAUCAGUACUACAGUGGUCUAUAGGGGCACCUCAUUCAGCAUUGACCUUCCUAACUCCCUCUUUGGUGGGAACACUGAGGGACAGUGUGGUGAGUUACCAGACCACUUAACCCCUGAUCCUUACCUUAACCCUAUUCAGUGACCCUUAGUAGACCCAAUCAUGGGGUGAAAGAAGCAUUUCCAAUCCAGUAAUACUGUCACUGCCAGCCUGCAGUGAGGAUAGACACAUUUACUUGUACAAGUUUUCCAAGUUUGAUUAAUCAACCUUUCCUUAACUGCAUUUGUUGUAAAUUGCUUGUUUCAGACCAGUGAGUGCAACCAGUUCAAUGUGAGAUUUCAGUAUAAUC